AGAUCGCUUGGGCUUACACGAGGUUCUCAAUUCUUGAGUUCUCAACCGCGAGCUGCGCUUUAUGAUCGAUUUGUCAAGAGCCGAAGCCAGUCUGUGCUGUUAAAGCCGAAUGCAGGAUCGAUCGGCUUUACCCAAGGAAGUGUUAGGAGAAUUGAAGAGUAAAGAUUUCAAAUUACUCGAAUAUGUGGGAUUUAUUAUUCGAUUUGAUCGUAGCAGGGGUUCAGCAACUUCGACAUGAGUACGGAACGCAAUAUAUUACGAAGGAAGAACUUUGAACGGUCUUAUGCUUUUAUCUUUAUUCUUCGUUCUACGACGCUUCAACGAAAAGACCGAUUGAGGAUUUUAUUGCCUGUGCCGUUAAGCAACGCCAAAAUAAGAAGAUAACUUUGGAAGGUAGAAUUUAAUGGAAAAAAUGAUGGCAUCGCAAAAUCAAAAUAUCAUUAACGUGGCUUCGCCAAGCCCGCCGCCGGUAGACGGUCAGUCAGGAGCUGUUGUAUCGAGUACUACAGUAUCUACCAUGAAGACACAAUCCGUUUCUUCCUCGUUGUCAGCGCAUACUAAUCAACAACAGCAGCUUCAACAGUCCAAUAACAUAGAACCACUUGACAAAAGUUCCUCUAACACUUUAAAGCGCAAUCCAAAGAUGGAGUUGAAUAAAACGGAUUUAUUAAAACUAUUAGGAUAUCUAGAAGGAGAACUUCAGGCUAGAGACAUUGUGAUAGCAGCUUUAAAAUCAGAGAAGAUGAAACAUCUUCUUAGUUCACGGUACCUUAGUAAUACAGCAGAUCCUCGCGCAGCACUUGCUCGCGAUGUUGCAAUUGUGGGCGGUGUUAUCGGAGCAGAAGGAAAUCAAAUUGAUCAACAAGUUGCCAGUUUGGAGGCUCUUGUAAUGCAACAAAGAAGAACUCAAUGUAGAAUGAAUAAAGUUCUUAAGGAUGCCGAACUAAGGCAUAGAGCUGUGAUAAAAGAACUAGAAGAAGAAAAACGUAAACACGAGCACGAUACUGCUCAAGGCGAUGACAUUACUUAUGGACUUGAAAUAGAAAGAACUAGAUUAAAAAAAGAAUUAGAAUUAGAAAAACAAGAAAAGAAAAGAAUAGAACUUGAAUUAAAAAAGAUGACCGACACGCUAGAAGAAGAGAAAGUCCGUCAGAAACAAAUAAUACUCUUACUUUUGGCCGAACGUAAAAAAAUAAUAAUGAAAUAUAUUGAGGAGAGAAAAAGAUCUGAAGAUUUGGCACAGAUAUUGAGCGAAGAAAAAGUAAGAAUUGAUUCUAUGGCUGAGGGUCUUGAAGAAGAAAGUAAGAAAUCAUUACAAAUGGAAGCAGAAUUAGAAAAACAAUUAGCACAGUUUGAUAUAGAGAGACAACAAUAUAGACAAGCUCUUAUUAAAGAGGAAAAGAGAGCAAAAGAUCUUGAAUUAGAAUUAGAAAAAUUAAAAAGUGAAGUAGAAGCAUGGAAAGAAUCACAAACGCGGGGUCUGCCAAGGGGUAUCGGGGCAACUCCACCACCGCCGCCUGCAAAACCAGCAAAUUUAAUUGCUAUGCCAACAUUGAGGCCAGCUAAUACAUCACAAACAAUUAAAACUUCGGUACUGGGAACUGGGACACCUAUGGUCAGUAGUAAAGUCGUCCAACCUACUGCAACUGUAUCUAGUGUUCCUGUCAGUGGACCAACAACAGGCAUAGCCAGAUCGGUGACACCCGGACAAGCAUUACGUGGAGUCACGUAUGUGCCUAAUAUACCACCAACGAGUGGUGAAACUGCAGUCCCAUCGGAAACACAGAAAAGUAAAAACAAUCUGCAUGAUGCACAAACGUCUAAUGCUAUGGACAAACGACCAGUUGUAGCUGUUCCUCCCAAUACCAGUGGGAUGGCUAAAUUAGUACCAUCAACGCAAACUGCAGGGAAGCAUGGUUUUCACGUUGGUUCUACACAAGCUGUUCAAACACCUGGCACACUAUCAUCAAAAAAACCACCUCUUUCUCGUGGCGUUCCUCCUCCAGUGCCACCUAAUAAACCAGUGGUACCACCUAAAAAAGAGGCAGCUUAUCUUAGGAGACCGGAAUUAUCUCAGUCAGCCCAGGAUACAGUUAAAUUUGGUAAACAGUCCUCAUCUCAUCCUACAAGCGGAACUGUUCCUUUGCAAGCGCAGCAAGCGAUAGCUGCUUCUACUCAAGCUCCUGACGAAGAGACAAAGCCACGUUGAUUUAUCAGCAAAUAAAACCACAAUCAUGUAUAGAAAUUUUACAAAGUCAAAAACCAUGUAUCGUGAGCAAUGCUUGGAAACUAUAUUGGGAAUAUAUACGUUGGUAUCAUUUUACAUUUAUAAGAUUGACGAAGAAUUCGGAUUCAUGAAGAUUUAUAUACUAGCUAAUUUCACUUUAUGUAAAUAUAUAUAUCAUAGUAGUACUGCACUUACAAUUGUAUACUUGCAGAGUAUUUAAGUGGAAAUUAAAUGUAUGAAGAAAUACAUUAGGUCAACUUCAUAGAUACUUUAGAGAUUAGGAACAUAUAUAUUAUGUUAGAUAAAUUAAUGCAGAAUAAAGAUCACGUAACUUUCGUCAA
Messenger RNA from Polistes canadensis, 2568 nucleotides. RefSeq lists its product as uncharacterized. The transcript is spliced from 9 exons. NCBI's taxonomy places the organism in Eukaryota, Metazoa, Arthropoda, Insecta, Hymenoptera, Vespidae. The coding region runs from base 404 to 2209 and encodes 601 amino acids. The record is from RefSeq and is a predicted model, not a curated record.